CUCCUGGAGAACGUAAGUGUCGCGAGAAGGUCGUCCUCCUCCUCGUGACAAGCUAGCUGGGCUGUGAGCUGUUCCAGGCUGGUUUAUCCGUGUAGUCUGCGGAGCUAGGUCCAGCUUCGGAGGGUUCCAGGUAGAGAUGAAUACGCAGGGAGGUAUUCAGUUCCAAGAGAAAGUCGCCAGGCUGCUCAGUAGGCAGAACGGGAAACCGGUCCUCAAACCCAACAGACCGCUGGUUCUGAAGGACUCCGUAGCCAACCGGAGGCCCCAAAAAGGAGAGGCCACCUGCAUCACUGAGAUGUCUGUUCUGAUGGCUUGUUGGAAACAGAACAACUUUGUGGACUGUCUGUGUUCUACUGAGAUUGACUCUUUCUACUCUUGUGUUCAUAAAGCUCAGGCGGCGAUGAAGAGUAAAGGUGAACUGAGCAGCGUGACGGGAGGCCGUCUGCCACCAAAACAAGCCACCACCCUGCUGAAGAGGUUUCCCAACCUGAGGACUGAGAUUUAAAACUGUCGAGAAUCGUUGUGGUACUUUCUGUAUGUGUUGUUUAAAUAAAUGUAUGUACAUAA
Messenger RNA from Nothobranchius furzeri (turquoise killifish), 567 nucleotides. It is a transcript of the gene chchd1, whose product is annotated as coiled-coil-helix-coiled-coil-helix domain containing 1. The record is from RefSeq and is a predicted model, not a curated record. NCBI's taxonomy places the organism in Eukaryota, Metazoa, Chordata, Actinopteri, Cyprinodontiformes, Nothobranchiidae. Gene Ontology annotation, cellular component: mitochondrial ribosome; mitochondrion; nucleoplasm. Gene Ontology annotation, biological process: mitochondrial translation. Gene Ontology annotation, molecular function: RNA binding.